AUGGCGCCCUACUUUCUCUUGAUCGCGCAGACAAGGGGACGCCCGGGGACCUGUCUGUCCUUCCCUGGUGGGCGGCCGCAAUCUCUGGAUAAUAUCACAGAAAACCCAUUUUUUUGUUUUGUCCUUGACAAACAACUUUUGUUUUCGGCGCAGAGAGGGAUCGCCGAUUGGGUGCGACUUAAUCUAUCUCAAAAAGGCUGGACAUCCCAUCGAAGGCGCCUAUCACUGGCUCUUGCGCCUGCGGAGUCAAGAGGUAGGUCCGCGAAGAAGGGCAUUAAGCUGGUCGAUUUGAUUAUCAAGACUGGCGUUUGUGCUAUGACGGGUCUCCACCGUGAACAAAAAGCUCCUUCAGAGGGGGGAAAGCAUGUGCCAGGCCUGGCGUCUGAUCAUGCGCUUCGUCCAUCUAGAUAUUAUUAUACGACAUUAUAUACAAGAACUGCUGUGAGAGCAAUCUUUCAACAGGCGAAGGGGACCUCCUUUUCUCUCUUCUUUCCCGCCACCCAGGCAACCGGGACCUUUCUCUCUCUCUCUCUCUCUUUCGGAGUCCCCAUCUCCAAGGCUUUGUUCAUGCCUCCGAGAGCGUCUCCAUCUAAGAUGCAACUUCACCAGGGAAACACUUCAACUAGACCCAGCGCUUGGGUCGCUGCCCAGGCACCCGAGCCGCAUCUAUUUUUGUUCAUGGAUGGAUGA
Molecule: messenger RNA, 690 nt
Organism: Microsporum canis CBS 113480
Lineage: Eukaryota; Fungi; Ascomycota; Eurotiomycetes; Onygenales; Arthrodermataceae
Exons: 2
Coding region: 1-690 (229 amino acids)
Source: RefSeq, a predicted model, not a curated record